Xyrichtys novacula (pearly razorfish) is the source of this 2850-nucleotide messenger RNA. Lineage: Eukaryota; Metazoa; Chordata; Actinopteri; Labriformes; Labridae. The record is from the annotation of a GenBank genome assembly.
AAUCUACCUUUAAGAGUUAUGAUCACAGGAGUGGAAAGCAGAGGCAGCAGGUCGAGGAAUCAUUACAGAGCUGUCAAACCCACAUACCCGCUACAGCUGCCUGCAGCACGGAUUACCGGGCAGGAUCUUACUGCACUUUGGAAAUACUGCAAACCGAGCUUUAACCCACUGCUGGCCACGGAGCAAAACGGUGAGAGGCUGUUUCAGCUGGAAUUUGACUGAACUGUGGGUGUUUUUAGUUUUUUUCGGGUAGGAACUAUGCCGUGCUGCCGUUAUGGCUGCCUGUUUCUUGGAUCUGUGCGCUGCAAAAAUGAAAAAAAAGUUCAGCCAGCGUGAAGUCUAAACAGUUCUCCGGACUUGAAAAUGAUUAGUUUGAAUAUAUAAUUUUGUUGUUUAAAAGCUACUUAGAAAACUGGAACAGAGGAAUAAUCUGAUUUUUUUGUGCCUGUCAGUAGCGUUCUGGUCUAGCAUCACAACACACGAAGUCACCUGGAAAUCAAAAACUUUUUCCUGGAAUUCAAGGGAACUUUGACUUCCACUGAACAAAGUGUUGAUAAAUUCACACCUCAGUAGUUAAAAAGUUGAAACGCACAUAUGAUUUUCUUUGGUGAUAUGUCGCCGACUGUUCAGUAAUUUCUUGUGUAAAUGUAUCAAAGAUAGCUGCAGAGGUUAGUUAACUCAUUUGAUAGGACUGAGUGACUUUAAGCUGCAGCUCUCAAAGUCAACAGUAGAACAGUGUUGACAGCCUGUGACUUUCCCCUAAAGCUUAUACAAAGCAGGAUUUGACUUGUAGCUUGAAAGAGAAACUUUUUAGCGUUUCAUGCCACCAAUGAAGACAGAAAAAAAAGAAAGAAAUAGACGACUUCAACUCAGUGCCACACCAAUAAAAAGUGAUUGAUUCCUCCUGAGACUUUGAUGACAGUAAUUUCCUUUGAACUGGAGUGAGCACAGUCAUCCACUCAUUUGUAUAAAGUACCCUAGCCAAACUACGGGUUCCAGUCACAUCAAAUACAGUAUGGAAGGCGUGAGUUUCUGUUCUUUAGAAAGUUACUGUAUUCACACUCACACAGGAGUCUCUUUUUCCUUGAUUUAAAGUCAUGUCAUUGUGAAUUAUGAGAACUGUGCUACUCUGUUUGUAUUGGCGUUUCUUUGGUAUGUGAUUGAUUGAUAUUUGAAGUAAAGGAACUACAGUGUACUUGUCUUGUUUCUUUCAGGAUGUCAGUGUGGUGGUCAGAGAUGGGAGAGGGUCUGGGGCCGCUCUCCCCUGUAGGAUGGUAGCCGACAGCACUGUGGAAGAUCAUGACAAGAAGCCAUUGUCAAGCUCCUCUUCUUCCUCUUUAUCAUCAUCCUCUGCCUUGUCUUCUGCCUCAUCCUUGUCCUCAUCCUCUUCCUUUUCCUCGUUGUCCUCAUUGUCGUCCUCUCUGGCCAGGCAUGAUGAUCUUGCUCUGAGCCCUCAGCUCAUUGAAUCAGAGCAGUUCCAGAAUCAGGCUGCUCCAGGUCUGAGCCAAAGAUUGCCAUCUGUCCCCUCCAUCUAUCGCACCCACUUCCGCACCUUCAGCUCUCAGGAGGACUGUAAAAUCAUCACAGAAACUGCAUCCAAGCUCGAGCGCAGUGGCUUUUAUUGGGGCCCCCUUGGAGUAGAGGACGCUCACCGCAUGCUAAGGGAAGCUCCUUUAGGGAGCUUUCUCAUCCGUGACAGCCGCCAGAAAGACGUCUUCUUCACGCUUUCCUACCACGCCAAAAGUGGCCCGGUCAGCAUCCGCAUUGACUAUAAGCAGCAAAAAUUCUCACUGGCAGGAAACGAGCGCUGCUUCCCAACGCUCUUUGCCCUCUUGGAGCAUUACAUCAAUUCUCCUAAGAAAAGCCUGAGCGUCCCUUACAGGAAAUGGGAACCAACGCUGCAGGAGCUGUGCAGGAAGCGCAUCAUAGAACUGUGCGGUGGUGGAAGCCGUGUUCAAGAACUGCCGCUGACACAUGUUGUCCAGGACUUGCUGUUGGAAUUCCCUUACAAACUAUGACUAGUUCACCUUGUGAAGUUUUGGUAAUCCUUCUCUUAAUUUCAGGGACACAGCUUCUACCAAGUAACAAGUGUUUGGUAAACCGACAUCAUCAUGUGCUGGAUGUCAAGACUGUCCUGCUGUGGUUGCAGACAAACACAGCUCCAUAUGUUGGGCUGAGAAGUUGCAAUAUGUUUCAGGAGAGACUCAGUGACCUCUGCUGGACCAGGUCAAUGUGUGACAUUUCAACAUCCAGUACUUGCAGGGACUCAGCUCCCACUUGCACACAAACUGAACUACUUUUGGUCUCAAGAUUGCACCAAAAGUUGAAAACUGCUGCAUUAAGAGGAAACUUCAAACACAAUGGAGUUUUUUCAGAACCUUCAGAACUGAAGGAGUCACCUUUGACUUUGUUUGAAGAAACUAUAGGGUCUGUUGUUUUCUGUUUGUGGCCUUGUGCAGAAUGGGAUGGUAGGAGAGCUGUAGGAGUAUCAGCAGAGUGGACUUUUAGAAGUAUCACAGCCUCUUGGGGCCCAUGGCUGAAACCAUCACGGGUGAUACCAGGGCUCCUGUAGCAGAUUUUUGUCAAUAAUACUCUAAUGAUGUUGAAUGUUUACAUCACACACGAAUGUUGGUCAACAAAACUGACUGAAAACCACUUUGAAGUCUAUUCAAAACCUGACUGUUCCUUUGUUCAAAUUUUAUGUUGAGGAAACUGAAUUGUACUGUAUUAUGAGGCAGCUCACCUCGUGUCCAACAUCUCUACCAAGCAGAGAACUUUUUCACUGAAAUGACAUAUUUUUGUUCUUUACUAUAUACAUAAUAAUAUUUGAAAUAAAGUAUUUAAAAUGAC